Dermatophagoides pteronyssinus (European house dust mite) is the source of this 1492-nucleotide messenger RNA. RefSeq lists its product as uncharacterized. Gene Ontology annotation, cellular component: plasma membrane. Lineage: Eukaryota; Metazoa; Arthropoda; Arachnida; Sarcoptiformes; Pyroglyphidae. Gene Ontology annotation, molecular function: ligand-gated sodium channel activity. The record is from RefSeq and is a predicted model, not a curated record. Gene Ontology annotation, biological process: sodium ion transmembrane transport.
UUGCAUUUUGAUUUAGGAUUUAUUUUUGUCGAUUCAAUUAUAAUAAUGAUCAUGAUAAUAAAAAAAGAAAAAAUUGUUCAUUUUUCAAUAAAAAUUCUUCCAAAAAUUUUUAUCUAUUUUGUAUGUGCAAGAUAUUUUGUCUUACAUCUAUGUCUCUUAUGUGCAGAAUUUUUACAUUAUGAAACAAACGUUAGAAUCGAAUAUAAUAGACCCAUCAACAUUACAUUUCCAGCCAUUACAAUUUGUGGUUGUUGUUUACAAAAAUCAUUUAUUGAUAAUGAUAAUUUAUAUGAUCAAAUAUAUCAUCAGGAAUAUACGUUAUUAAAAAAUUAUUCGGUGAUUGAAGUAUUUGAUCAUUUCACUUAUGAUGCAUCCAAAUUGAUACCCGAAUGUUACUAUGUUUUAGAUAAUAAAAAUAAUCCUCAAGAACAGGCGAUCAAUAUUUCCGGUCUACCGAAUUUCGUAAUGGAAAGCAUACAACAAGGACGAAAAUGUUUCACAUAUUUCUCCUAUUUAUCCGAUUAUGUAAAUGUUGAUAAUGACACUGAUGAUUAUGAUUCGGUUGCAUCAAAAUCAUCAUCACCAUUACGAGAAAUUCGUAAUAUAAUUGAUAAUCAAAAAAUAUCCCAUGUUCAAGUUGUGAUUCGUAUGAAUUUAUUCGCAAUGAAUACACAAGAAUUACUUGAUACGGAUAUUAUUGCAGGAAUUCAUUCACCAUAUACAUUGCCAUCAUUGUUGGAAACUGAUUUUUUUCGAAUCGAUCCUGGUAUGAUUUAUUCCAUACAGUUCAAAAGAUUAAUCACCGAAUUGAUGCCAUCACCAUAUCGUACAAAUUGUCAUCAAUAUGAAUCAAAAAAAGUUCCAAGAUCACAAAGUGAGUGCAUCAAUCGGUGCGUGUUGAAAGAAACAUUAUCCUUACAACCAAAUCAAUGUCUAAACUAUUAUAGUCUUAUAACAAAAAGUUUACUACGUCAAAUCGAAUCUAACCAAGAAAAAAUUACCGGCGAUGACAAAGUAAAGUUUUGUCCACAUAGAAGCUAUCUUGAUUAUUAUCGUUUCAUAUUAGCAAGACGUAAAUGCCGAAAAAUUUGUAAAAGAAAUUGUCGCGAAUCACUUUAUACGACUACAAUGGAUAUAUCGACAAUUGUAGAUGAUGAUUUUAAUUUAAAUGAUGAAGUUGUGACCAAGAUUUUUGUCAAAGCUAAUCAUGAAAUGGUUCAGACUGUCAAACAUGAACGUCAAAUGAGUUUAUUUGAAUUCAUUGGUUAUUUAGGAGGACAUGCUCACAUUUGGCUAGGAUUAUCACUCAUACAAUUUUAUGGUGCUAUAUCACGUGUAAUUUUUCGUUUCCGGUAUUAUUGGGAAAAAUUUCGGGUCUGGUAUCAUGAUCGUCAACGAAACAAACCAAAUUAAUAAUUUGAAAAAAUGAUGUAUCCUGUAUCCUAGUUUUAUUUUUCAUUUUGAUAUUUUGUAUUCUCUAUAGGAAAUGUCA